Molecule: messenger RNA, 5329 nt
Organism: Diabrotica virgifera virgifera (western corn rootworm)
Lineage: Eukaryota; Metazoa; Arthropoda; Insecta; Coleoptera; Chrysomelidae
Gene: Oseg2
Product: intraflagellar transport protein 172 homolog
Exons: 22
Coding region: 28-5259 (1743 amino acids)
Biological process (GO): intraciliary transport
Cellular component (GO): axoneme; intraciliary transport particle B; ciliary basal body
Molecular function (GO): protein binding
Source: RefSeq, a predicted model, not a curated record
AUUAAAGAUGGCGCGAAUAAUGGUCGAAUGACAAUGCAACUGAAGUUUUUGCAAACAAUUCUUGAAGCCCAGGAUAGCGAUUUCAAAAUUGCUGGUCUAUCCUGGUCUCCCAACAACCAAAAAUUGGCGAUAGCCACCAGCGAUCGCCAAAUAUUAUUGUUUGACGAAAAAGGAGAGAAAAGAGAUAAGUUCUCGACUAAACCUUACGAUCCAGAAGCUGGGAAGCGAUCAUAUAUCAUCACUGGAAUUGCUUUCAGUCCAGAUUCCACGAAAAUCGCAGUAGCACAAAGCGACUGUAUCGUUUACGUUUAUAAAAUAGGAGAGAAAUGGGGUGAGAAAAAGGCGAUCUGUAACAAAUUCCCACAACCGUCUCCAGUGACGUGCAUCAUAUGGCUACUUACUGGUCCAAUAAUAUGCGGCUUGGUGGAUGGAAAAGUAAGGGCGCUACAAACCAAGUCCAACAAGUCGCAAAGCCUUUUCGCAUCUGAUAGUCUCGUAGUGUCUUUGGCCUCGAAUCCUAAAGGUACUGGAUUUUUAUCUGGACAUGUGGACGGAAAUGUCAUAAGGUUCUUUAUAACGAACGACCACAAUGAUGACGAAGCCCAAGGGCGUGUAGCUUUGCACUCGGUUCCACCAUACGGCCUAGCAUGGACACAGGGUCAUAUCUUUAUGGCUGGAUGCGACAAAAGAGUUUCGGUGGUCAAUAAUCUUGGAAAGAACGUCAAAACCUUCGAUUACAGCAAAGACGGUUCGGAACGAGAUUUUACCGUAGCCUGCUGCAGCCCAAGUGGACAGGCGGUGGCGAUUGGUAGUUUUAGUCGGCUGCGGCUAUACACCUGGAGUACACGAAAGACCAUAUGGGAAGAAACAACUCCCAAAGAAUUGACAGACUUUUAUACGAUAACAGCUUUGGCAUGGAAAAGGGACGGGUCCAAAGUGACUUGUGGUGGCUUGUGUGGUGCAGUUUUUAUGUUUGAAUCAGUGUUGAAAAGAAUAGUGUGGAAAGAUAAAUUUGAAAUUACCUACGUCGGACCUAGCCAGGUUUUGGUCAAACCGUUAGACACUAACGAACGAGGAGUAAUAUUAAGAUCCCAGUACGGAGGUGAAAUAGAAGAUGUGAAAAUAAUGGGCAAAGAUUGUUAUUUGGUCGCGAGAACUGAAGAGACUUUGCUAGUAGCUGACUUGUUGAGGAAUUUGCUAAGUGAGGUACCUUGGAAUAAUUCUGGCCAUAAUGAAAAAUUCUAUUUCGAAAAUGCCAACGUUUGUCUUGUAUUCAACGCGGGAGAGCUGACUUUGAUCGAAUAUGGGGACAAUGAUGUCCUCUGCUCGGUUAGAACAGAAUUUACGAACCCCCAUUUGAUAAGCGUGAGAUUGAACGAGAGGAACCAGACAACAGACAAUAAAAAACUUUCGUAUUUGCUCGAUUUGAAGACAAUAUGUAUCAUAGAUUUGGUUUCUGGUGUUAUGUUGGCCCAGAUCGGCCACGAUUCGAAGAUCGAUUGGUUGGAAUUAAAUGAAAUGGGAAAUAAGUUGUUGUUUAGAGAUAAAAAGCAGAGAUUAGUCCUUAUCGAUGUAAUUACCCAAUUGAAACAAACCAUCUUUACUGGAGUCAGCUUCGUCCAAUGGGUGGAAAGCAGUGAUGUCGCCGUUGCCCAAUCUGGAACUAAUCUAGCAAUUUGGUAUAACAUAGAUUUACCAGAAAACCCCACCUUGAUGACGGUCAAAGGAGAUGUAAUCGAUAUUGUAAGAAAUAAUGGAAAAACCGAAGCUAUUUGUGUCGAUGGCAAUAACAGUUUUAAUGUGGAAUUGGAUGAAGGGCUUGUAGAAUUUGGUACAGCCUUAAACGACAACGACUACAACAGAGCCAUUCUGUUCUUAGAAAGUAUGAACAACACUUCCGAAGCUGAAGCCAUGUGGCACACGCUCUACCUCAUAGCUAUGAAACAACAGAACCUAAAACUGGCAGAGCGCUGCAGUACCGCUCUAAAAGAGGUGGCUACUGCUUAUUUUCUACACGAAACCUCCAAAGAAGCCCAAAGCUUCGUGGAGAAGUAUAAAGAGACUUCGAAUAAUUCACCCGAGGUAUGGGCUAGAUUGUCGAUCUUGUACGGAGACUUGAACACGGCUGAGAAUAUUUACCUGGAACAGGGAAAUAUCGAGAAGGCUUUGGACAUGUAUAAGAAGUUGCACAAGUGGGAUGAAGCUCUAAGAUUGGCCGACCAAAGAAGCUACGAGCACGUCAAAGAGCUGAAAGAGGAACACAUGUCUCUACUGAUGCAAAGCGGCCAGUACGAAAAGGUCGGACAAGUCCUGGAAAACGAGGGAAAAUCCGAGGAAGCCUUGAAUAUGUAUCUCAAAUCGAACAAGCUUCUAAGAAUCCCCAAUCUUCUUUCUAAAUAUCCUCAACUACUCAACGACCACAGUGUUAUCGGAGGAGUGUUGAAGAGUUUGAUCAAACAAGAGUUGUAUGAACCAGCAGCUGAGAUCUACGAAAAGUUGGACAAACCGGAUCUCGCAAUGGAGUGUUUUAGGAAAGGUAAAGUCUGGAAUAAAGCCGUAGAUUUGGCAAGAACAGUAAGUCCGGAAAAGGUAGUCCAGUUAGAAGAAGAGUGGGGCGACAGUUUGGUAGAGAGUAAACAAAUGGAUGCUGCGAUAAGUCAUUAUAUCGAGGCAGGAUGUAUGUUGAAAGCCUUAAAUGCUGCAGUCUCUGCAAGACAAUGGAAAAAGGCGGUCCAUAUCAUUAAGGUCAUUGAUGAUGCCGAUACUGUGAAGAAAUAUUAUGAAAUUAUUGCUGAGCAUUUUGCUAGUGUUAAGGAAUACUCGACAGCAGAAAAACUGUACGCAGCUUGUGGCAUGUACAAAGAAGCUGUGGACAUGUACAACGAAGCUGGCCAAUGGGAGAAAGCGCACGCCAUUGCUUCAGAGCACUUGGACACGGAAGAGGUGUACGACAUGUAUAUAAAGCAUGCUGAAGCGUUAGAAGAAGCUGGGAAAUACAGAGAAGCUGAAAAAUUGUACCUUUCGGUCAACACGCCAGAUUUGGCUAUUGCUAUGUACAAACGCGUCGAACAGUAUGAUAAUAUGGUACGACUUGUGGAACGAUACCAUCCAAAUCUGCUACAAACUACCCACCUUCAUCUUGGUCAGCAGUUGGAGAGUCAAGGAAAAUAUAGAGCAGCUGAGAUUCACUUCUUAGCCAUCAAUGAAUGGAAAGCAGCGAUGAACAUGUAUAGAACUCUUGGAAUGUGGGAAGAAGCUUAUAGAGUGGCUAAACAGAACGGAGGACCAAAUGCUGCCAACCAGGUAGCCUUCCUGUGGGCUAGAACCCUCCACAUCGAUUCGGCCAUUAAGUUGUUAAAUAAGUAUGGGAUUUUGGAGCCUUGCAUCAACUAUGCCUGCGAAACUUAUCAAUUCGAGUUCGCUUUUCAGCUGUGUAAGAAUUUACCAAACAAGGUCAGCGAAGUUCAUCUGAAGUACGCCAUGGCUUUAGAAGAUGACGGGAAGUACGCAGAAGCAGAAUCCGAAUUUAUCCAGGCUGCAAAACCAAAAGAAGCCAUUCUGAUGUACGUCCACGCCCAAAAUUGGAUCAACGCCUUAAGAAUCGCAGAGAAACACGAACCCGACGCGGUACCGGAAGUACUGCAAGCUCAGGCUGGACAGUGCUUCAAAGACAAGCAAUUUUCUGAGUUCGAGGUGCUUUUGCUGCGGGCCCAAGCGCCUGAAUUGAUUGUUCAGAAGUAUAAGAGUGAAGAUAUGUGGAUAGAUGCUUUAAGAGUAUGCAAAGACUAUCUGCCUCACCGUUACCCCUCGCUUCAGUCGGAAUAUAGCAGUUCUCAUCACAAUCAAAUGACAGAUAUUAAUAUAGAGACAUUGCUGUCAAGGGCUAAUGAAUGGGCCUUGGCUGGUCAACAUAAACAAGCUGUGGACUGUCUUCUACAGGUUAACACUAGUAUUACGGAGCCAUCUAUCGUUAAACGAGCUCUUCUAAGAGCAGCUGACAUGGUCAACAAAUUCUUAUUCGGAGAUGAAGCUCUAGAGGUGAUCAAAGUGUUGAGUCCAAGAUUAAUAGAAAUCGGUGAACACAACGUAGCCGCACAGUUAUACGCCAGCAUGGAAAUGAUCAAGGAAGCAAUAGACGCAUUCAUAGUAGCUGAAGAGUGGAAUAAAGCACGAAAAGUAGCCAAAGAACUAGACCCAGCUUUCGAAAACUACGUGGAAACCAAAUAUAAGGAUAGGCUCUUGAAGAAAGGAGACGUUGAACAGUUGGCAGAUGUGGAUAUAAUUGGAGCAUUAGAUCUUCUCGCAGAACAAGGCCAGUGGUCGCGAUGCAUAGAAAAAGCAAAAUCACACACUGCACCCAUACUCCACAAAUACGUGGCGCUCUAUGCAGCAAAAUUGCUCAAAGAUCAGUUGGUCACGGAGGCUCUUCAGCUCUAUUUUACCCACGGAGCUCCGGCAAUGCCUCAGAACUUCAACAUUUACAAUCACAUCGCCACCAAAAUGUUUGGAGCCAACUUCAUGUCUGAUCCAGACAGCUAUGGAACUUGGGAACAGCUUAGACAAGUUAUGUUUGAGAUUAAUGAAAAUCUUGAAGUGGCAAUCAAUGUGAAUCCUGAAACCAAGGUCCAUUUCAGAAAUUUGCUGUUAGUGUCUCAUUUUUACGCGCUGAGAUCGGCUUGCAGACAAGUGCCUUCUCUGAAAGUUAUUGCAGUUAAAAUCAGUACAGCUAUACUACGAUAUACGGAUUUCAUACCAGCAGACAAGGCAUUUUAUGAAGCAGGCAAAGAUCUAAAAGAAGAAGGAAGAUUGUCUGAAGCUUUCGUAUUUCUCAAUCACUACUUGGAUCUGUGCGAAGCGAUAGAAGAAGACGAAGGCCAACUGGUAGAUCAUUCCGACUUGGUCCAGACCGAUUUUCCGUCAAAUAUACCUUUGCCACACCAGCUAUAUCUCAUUGAAGAUCCAAAGGAGCACGACAACAUCAAGGAAUGGGUGCUUGCUAUUAGCAUGGACCAGAAAAUUGAGCAGGCUCUUCCUGUUGACGACAGAGACCUAUACGAAUCUUCUCUUCAGCCAGGAGAGACACCUUGUCUAAUCACCGGUUACCCCGUUAGAAAACAGGCGAUUACUUUUGCUAAAACCAAUCUUCAAGCAAACAAAGACGCUUGGAAUAAACUCAACAUGGGAGCAAAGAUGGCGCCUGAUUCCAACGUUGCCAGUGCGAUUUCUUUUAUUGUUAAGUGGUGUGGCCCACCGAGUUAAAUAGAUUUUUGCGAUUUGAGAUUUUUCACUUAAUAUUAAAUAAAAGAUGUGUUCUAAUUCUAUUGAGAAA